GAGCAAGCAUAGUGAAGAAUGAUGACCCAUCUCUACAGCUUGGAGACAUCAAUCUCCGCCACCACAAAUCUCUCUCUUUUUCACACCCCCUUUUCACCUUCCAAUGCAGUGUUACCCUUAGCUUCUCCCAAAUCUCUUGCCAGGCUUUUGGAGAAUUCCAAAAAGUCAACAUCAAGAACGCUAACUAGAACAAGUUCCAAAAACCCCACAACUAAGGUGUUGGCCAGUGGUGUAUCCAAUGUGGCAGUAGAAGGAGAAGCUGAUGUUGAAGUUGCUGAGGGGUAUACAAUUACUCAGUUUUGUGAUAAAAUGAUUGAUUUAUUCCUAAAUGAAAAACCCAAGUCGAGAGAUUGGAGAAAAUACUUAGUUUUUAGAGAAGAAUGGAAAAAGUACGGGGAUAGAUUUUACAGUAGGUGUCGAACUCGAGCUGACACAGAAGAUGAUUCUCAAAUGAAGGAAAAAUUAAUUAGCUUGGCUAGAAAAGUUAGGAAGAUUGAUGAUGAAAUGGAAAGGCAUACUGACCUUCUCAAAGAGAUACAAGAAAAUCCAAGGGAUUUGAAUGCAAUUGUUACAAAGAGGCGCAAGGACUUCACUGGUGAAUUCUUUCGGCAUCUGACUUUGCUUUCAGAAACUUAUGACAGCUUAGAGGACCGAGAUGCAUUUGCCAGACUUGGGACUAGAUGCUUGUCUGCAGUCAGUGCUUAUGACAACACACUGGAGAUUGUGGGAACAUUAGAUACUGCACAGGCCAAAUUUGAUGACAUCUUGAACUCUCCAUCAGUGGAUGCAGCAUGUGACAAAAUUAAAAGUCUUGCCAAGAGUAAAGAACUUGACUCUUCUUUGGUGCUGCUGAUAAAUGGUGCUUGGGCUUCAGCGAAAGAAUCAUCUACGAUGAGAAAUGAGGUGAAGGAGAUAAUGCAUCGUCUAUACAAAGCUACACAGAGUAGUCUAAGGAGCAUGGCACCAAAAGAAAUAAAGCUGCUUAAGUACUUGCUAAACAUCACAGAUCCUGAAGAGCGAUUCUCAGCAUUGGCAACAGCUUUCAGCCCUGGUCAUGAACACGAUGCCAAGGAUCCUAAUGCUAUUUACACAAGUCCAAAAGAGCUGCACAAGUGGAUCAAAAUCAUGCUUGAUGCAUACAACAUGAAUAAAGAAGAGACUGAAAUUAGAGAAGCCAAGCAGUUGAAUCAACCUAUUGUCAUUCAGAGACUUUCCAUUCUGAAGGAGACAGUUGAAGCAGAAUAUUUGGAAAAAGAAGCUAAUACAGAAAAAGAUUCAAAACCAGAAGAAACUGUGAUAUGACAACCUAGCCCAUCGGCGUAUCUGUUGCUUGCCACCAAUUUUGUUUUUGCUCACUGUCAGUUCUCUGCUUAAAAUUUGUUUUCUUUGGUGAUUUAUGCAUCUCCCUCAUGCACCAGCAGUAGUAGUAGUAGUAGUAGUAGGUGAUCGCUUGUUGUAACUUAUAAUUUUCUCUUCUGAUAGAGCCCUUCUUAUAUUUAGUAAGUGGAGUUGGGGGCUUGAUUUCAAAUUGAUGUUUGUUUAUGAAAUUUACACAUAAUUUCAAUUUUUUAUUUCAAAUCUCAAAUUCUCUAAAACGUAGGAUUUGAAAUUUCAAAUUUUGUAAAAU
Messenger RNA from Solanum dulcamara, 1627 nucleotides. RefSeq lists its product as uncharacterized. Gene Ontology annotation, cellular component: chloroplast envelope; chloroplast thylakoid membrane. Lineage: Eukaryota; Viridiplantae; Streptophyta; Magnoliopsida; Solanales; Solanaceae. Bases 19 to 1302 code for a protein of 427 amino acids. The record is from RefSeq and is a predicted model, not a curated record. The transcript is spliced from 6 exons.